AUGGAUCAAUUCAGACGUAAAGACCGGCGCGGGGCCGUCUAUGUCCAACACAAUAGCUUCGGCCCCACAGCCCGGCGCCGGCUUCUACCAGCAACAGCCACGGCUCCGAAUACACCGGUUGCAGAUUUCUCGCCAAUGCCCAAGGUUGAGGCCUCAUUUGAUCUUUAUGCUUUGGGAUUGGACCCUCAGCCAAUGUCAUUUAUGCAUCCUGAGUUCAAUAGCGACUACUAUUGCCCUGCAUCUCUUGUUAAAUUAGACCCAGACUCCGGCUUCAACUUAAGCGAAGGACUCGAAAAUCGAGACAUUAGUACAAUUUCUAGUAUAAGCACCGAUACCUCCCCUUCUGAAGGUUCCAUGUUAUCCUCUGUUUCAACUGAUGGCGACGCAUAUACCGUUUUGAGGGAUCGAGCUCAUUCAAGAGGCCCCAGUCCAUUGAGCAGAGGCGGGCGAACUGCCGGGCCUGAUAACCCGCCGCCUUCUUUUGUUUGCCUGGGGCCUCAGUGUCAGCUAGCUUUCUCGUCAGAAAAAGAUCUCAACUCUCACGUCAAGUCAUCUCAUACUCAUAUAUGCAACUGGGCCGGUUGUGAUCAGCCUAGUUUCUCCACCAGAGACGGUCUCAUCUACCACGUCAAGGUCCAACACCUCGUCAUUUGCCCAUCCCCUGGAUGCACGGAGACUUUCUUUCAAAGCAUCAAUAUUCUUAAGUCACAUAUUUCCAUGGCUCAUCCCGAGGUUGGGAAGGAUGAUGCAAAGGAAUGGAAGCUUCCGGCUAAAGCCAACAUGGACGUGGUGGAAGCCUGGAGGAACUCUUCAAGCAACCCAUGCGAAACUACACCAUCACGGAAACGAAAGUAUAGUAGCCCUGACGAAGAGAUGGCCAUGGGGUUGUGGAAAGCGAAACGCCAAUGUCAGGAUCGACUCCACAAUGUCGUCGAGAAGCGAGCUAGAAAGAAUGCUGGUACCCCGCGAAGUGUCGAGAGCCCUACAGACCUUAUCCGAGGACGAGCUUCACAACGUAUAGAAACGACGAGUUUCCCGCUGGUCUUCGAACACUCUAUUCUUCCUUUCUUGACACAAUAUCUACCCAUCUGGGUCGGUCCUCGCUAUGUGGUGACAGUUACCCGAGGCAAAUCACCACAAGCUAAGAGGAUCUGUAUCAUGGCUCCAAAGCAGAUCUCCCGCGCCCGCAAGGUUCUGAUCUUUACCCAUGUCAAAGACCUGAUUCCCCGCAACUUUUCAACACUUGUUAGCCUUGCUUUCGCGCAAGGAGAAGUAAAGAGAACCGUAACCUGGGCUCGGGGUCUGGGCAGAGACCACAAAGACGAUAUCUGCUCAGCCCGAAAUCCAUAUUUCUUCCGCGAUCCUUGUAUGGGAGACAGCAUUGGCGUGACAGGCAAUGGUGCGUUUGAAGAUAGCACGGCGACACUUGGCCCUUGUGUUACUGUAGGAGGUGGGAGUUACUGGCUGGGCAACUUUCAUCCUUUCUUGGAGGCAUACCAGCAGCUUGGUCAAGAGGCACAGAUCGAGCAUCCUUCCUCUCAAGAUCGCAAACGGUGUGUGGACGAGGGCCACGAUGCCAUGGCCCAAGAGAAAAGUUUCAAGCUGGGCAGACUUGAGGUAACAUCAGGUCUAAACCUCCAGACAACAAGGAUCUCGCAUGAUCCUUACUGGGAUGAGUGCGAUAUGGACAAGCCGCUCGUUGUAACAGACUGGGCUCUCAUCGGCUCUCGUUCUUCACAGGCGAACAUUCUCCGGCGGUUCCCUUCGGAAACUCAACCACCAACCCAAGAGCCUAUCGUCGCCACCACAACAGCUAUUACACCUGGGGCCGACGUCCUGUCCAGUGGACGAACUUCUGGAUACCAACGAGGCCAGAUCUGCGAGAUCCCCGCGUACGUCUCGGGAGACGAGAACCAAACAUCCAAGGCCACUAGAGAAUGGUUUAUCGAAGAGCCUUGGUCACAGGACGAUGAGGAUGCAUGGAUCCGCGGUGGAAUUGGUGUCAAUGGCGAUAGUGGCGCAGGUGUUGUAGACGCCAACACCUAUGGUCUAAUCGGCCAAGUCUGGGGACGCAAUGCUUACUGGGGCCCGGGGCAGCGUGUCACCUACUUCACUCCCAUUUCGGAUAUAUUCGACGACAUUCAGGAGAAGUGUGGGCAGCAAACACGUCCCCAGCUUCCGCAGUAUCGUGACGAGGCGAAUUGCUUUUCUUUACACCCAUCCUGUCGACAGUGCUUUGAUCUACGAGCAUACCUCAACAGCAGCAGAAGAAGUUCACGAAUGUCGCUUCAAAGCAUGUUAAUGGGCAUAAGUGACAGCGACCAGGACCUCACCUCAAUCGAGGCUGUUUCAGAACUAGCUACACCAAGGGAUUACCCUCGCUAUUCGGGUAUCGAAGAGACAAUUGCUUCUCUUCAUGGUAUAACCUCGCCUGCAGGACCGUUUGGUUAUCCCGGUACUCCUAUGAUCGCCGAUAUGAAGAGUCCCUAUGCAACUGAGUUAGAUGCAGGGGAUCUAUACGAGACAAAUACCAACGAGCCUGCUCAGCCUCGGAAGCGAAAAUCAAGUUUCGCCAUUGGGCCUGGGUCAGAAAGCUGGAAGAGGCAGAGAACUUAUGGUUAA
Molecule: messenger RNA, 2622 nt
Organism: Fusarium coffeatum
Lineage: Eukaryota; Fungi; Ascomycota; Sordariomycetes; Hypocreales; Nectriaceae
Exons: 2
Coding region: 1-2622 (873 amino acids)
Biological process (GO): regulation of transcription by RNA polymerase II
Cellular component (GO): nucleus
Molecular function (GO): RNA polymerase II cis-regulatory region sequence-specific DNA binding; DNA-binding transcription factor activity, RNA polymerase II-specific
Source: RefSeq, a predicted model, not a curated record